This is a messenger RNA of Knipowitschia caucasica, 804 nucleotides long. The record is from the annotation of a GenBank genome assembly. NCBI's taxonomy places the organism in Eukaryota, Metazoa, Chordata, Actinopteri, Gobiiformes, Gobiidae.
AUGAAGUCUGACGUGGAGGAACUGAUGCCAAGACUCCUGCCUGUGGAGCUUAAAGACAUUAAAGACGAGUUGGAUUUAAAAGGACCGCCAAGAAACCCCCAAGAAUACAUGCGCCAAGUCCAGUUGGAGGCGUCAAAGUGUCCUGAUGUGAUGAUCGCUCAGAUUGAUCCCAAAAAGUUAACAAAGAGACAGACAGUUUACGCCUCGGUUCCGAGCUGUCACAUCGCCCCAAAAGGUUUCUCUCCCAGUCUCCGUUGGCAGCAGAAGCAAGUUAGCACAUUCUCAGACGUCAGGCAGAGUAUCACCAAAAACAGGACACACUGGGGUACACAGCCUCUUGAGGGCAACGUGAUCAUGCCUAGUGUUUCCGACGAGGAGGGUUGGAAGAGAUUUUGUCUGGGGGAGAAAUUCUGUUUAGGUUCAUGUUCCGAUGCUGAUGCAGACCCUGAUGCGGAACUUGAUUAUAGCCAGGUGGGCUUCCCUCCUUUCCUUAGUAUUGUCAGCCGCCUCAACCAGUCAGCAGUUUUGGGAGUUCUUGAAAUUCUUAUUAACUGGUUUGAAGAAAAAGACUUUAUUCCACAAUUGGGCAAAUGGUUGUAUGCACUUUUGGCUUGUCUGGAAAAGCCAUUAAUACCUGAGGCCCACUCUUCCAUCAGACAACUGGCCAGAAGAUGCGCACACCUACGAACCACAUUGGAGAGUCAAGAUGAUGAAAAACUACCUGCACUCAAUCUUCUCAUUUGCCUUGUUGCCAGAUACUUUGAACAGAGUGACCUUGCAGACCAACCAGAAGCUGAUAAUUGA